This is a messenger RNA of Brassica rapa (field mustard), 1472 nucleotides long. RefSeq names its product auxin-responsive protein SAUR50. The record is from RefSeq and is a predicted model, not a curated record. Gene Ontology annotation, biological process: response to auxin. NCBI's taxonomy places the organism in Eukaryota, Viridiplantae, Streptophyta, Magnoliopsida, Brassicales, Brassicaceae.
UGUUUGUGAUAAUACAAAUGAGUCUGAUGGGGCCCGUAAGGAGGAUCGAACCCUGUUACAGGGUUAUAUAAGUCGUAAGGUACGGGACACGGGACGGUGCUUAGAAAGUUUGAACAAGCAUUUAAUGAUACCGUACAGUACAGACCAGAGCACGAGGUGGUUGACAAAAACAUAUGACUUCUACUCGAUCCUCUUGAUAAUGACAAAUAUCUUCACUUCUUUUAUAUGUACGGUAUGUCUUUUAUAUGAUAAGAUAUUACAACUACACGUAUUAUAUCUUUGACUACUGUAAUACAAACCUAGCUUGUACUUCAAGAUAUCAGAAUUUCAGUGGUAAAAAAAUUGUAUACAUUCAAAACUAAAUAGCUUUUGUAUUGGUAACUUUACUUGUUUUACUACACAUUCUAUCUAUUCUUUGAUGAAUAAAAGUAUACUUGAGUCUUUACAAAGACAAAAAAAGAAAAAGAUUGAAGCAGAGAUUAACUAUAUAUCUUUAAUUAAUUAAAAGAGAGAUUUAAAAAGGAAGUUACAGUUUGUUCAAUGCAUCUUGUAAAUCUCAACAGUUCAUUUCUGAAAUGAUAUUUACAAUUUAGCAAAAAAAAAAAAAAAGGAAGUUACAGAGAAAGAGAGGCUUCUAUUUGGGCUGCUAAACCGUGUUCUUGUGAGGCCCCACUAUUCUCAGGAGAGCAAAGAAAGAGAACACAAAUAAGGAACUGCAUUAAAUGUUAAUGAAGAAACUUCUUGGUAACCUCCUUAAGUCCUAACCAUGCUAUGAAUGUAUAAAGUAUAGACUCUCUAAUCCACAAAAAUGCAACAACUCCACCAAAGAAGAAGAAGAAGAAGCAGAGAAAACCCACCUGAGCCUUACUUCCUACUGUUUACUUUCUCUUCACAAGUUUUUGAGAAAUGUGCAAGAAGUUGAAGCUUUUCAUUAGAAAGAUACAACCUUGCUGCUUAUUCACUGGAUUCUCCAAGAGGGUUGAGAAUUGUGUUGAGUUUGAGGAAGAGGGUAAUGGUGCAACAACGGUUCCAAGUGAUGUUAAAGAAGGGCAUGUGGCAGUGAUUGCUGUAAAAGGAGAGAGAGCUGUGAGGUUUGUUUUGGAGCUUCAAGAGUUGUACAAACCUGAGUUUAGGAGACUGCUUGAACUGGCGAGAGAGGAGUUUGGGUUUCAACCAAGAGGACCACUCACCAUUCCAUGCCAGCCGGAAGAAGUACAGAAGAUUUUACAAGAAAGUAGGAAGGGAUAGUCUUUGAUUUCGUUAUUUGUAAAGGAAUCAUUAGUUGAUUUGGGAUUCUUUUCUUACAAGAAUUUAACUAUUCAUACUGUUUCUCUUAUUACAGAAACAUGUUAUGAUCAAAUUUACAAAUUAUUACUUUAUGCUGGUUGUAGUUCAAUUUUCUUUUACUGGUUUUCAUAAACAGCUUGUUAUUGAGCCAUUGUUGCAGUUUUAGUGGAUGCAUUUCCUCCCUA